AUGUCAUCGGUGCAACAAGCCUGGUCAUGUUGCAAGGGAUUGCAGGAGUCAGCGUCCAGCGAAUCAGAACCGGCAGCAUCAGCAAGCCCCACCAAAUCAACGCCAGCAGCAGCAACAACAAGGUGUCAGAGACUUGAUCUAAAUGCUGGUGUUGAUGAGAAUAUAGUAGGGCAUGCAACUGCAGAUGGUGGAGCUGCACCUCCAUCACAACCACCUCCGCCACCAGCUGUAGAGCCUAGUGAAGUUACAAACAGUGAGUAUCCCGGGUGGUCGGUUUCAGAAAUCAACAAGAUGGCCAUUGACCGGUGUCUUGCACGAGUCGACUCGAGGUUGGAUGAGGAUGAUGAAGACUAUGAUGAAGAAUAG
Molecule: messenger RNA, 366 nt
Organism: Helianthus annuus (common sunflower)
Lineage: Eukaryota; Viridiplantae; Streptophyta; Magnoliopsida; Asterales; Asteraceae
Exons: 2
Coding region: 1-366 (121 amino acids)
Source: RefSeq, a predicted model, not a curated record